AUGGCAGACAACAAAAAGGACGAAGUUUCUGAGGCUGUGUCCAGAGAUCCCAUUCAAAAGCAAGAGGAGCAGGAACAGGAGGUCGAGAAAUCAGGCGAAAGAAUCAAAAACCCCCUUGCGGAUAUCCCAAACCCUACCUUAUUACGAGAUGUAAAGGAUUUCGCGCAGAAGUUCGGCUUGGAUCACGUUUUGCCUACUCUGCAGAGGGGCGCCCUGGUGGCGAAAGAUCCAGCCAAUUUCGAGAAUGUUGAGGGCAUCACUCCGGAUGAAGUUGAAGUUCUCCGCAACGAGGUUCUUCACAAGUGGCGCCAACCAAAGCCCCUCUUCUUCACUAUCAUCCUGUGUUCGAUUGGUGCGGCCGUCCAGGGGUGGGAUCAGACUGGUUCCAACGGUGCCAACCUGUCAUUCCCGGAAGCCUUCAAUCUCCCUGAGAAGGAUCACCCGGAUGCGGAGAGGAACCAGUGGAUUGUUGGUUUAGUCAAUGCGGGACCGUACAUCGGAUCGGCUUUCCUUGGUUGCUGGUGCUCUGAUCCUCUUAACUACUACUUGGGUCGUCGAGGGGCUAUCUUUAUCUCUGCUGUCUUCUGUGUACUCACGCCUAUCGGUUCUGCUGUUUCACAGAGCUGGCCCCAACUACUGGUCACGCGCCUGCUCAUGGGAAUUGGAAUGGGUGCUAAAGCCUCCACAGUGCCAAUUUUCUGUGCCGAGAACACUCCUGCCUCUGUCCGUGGUGGUCUUGUUAUGUGCUGGCAACUAUGGACUGCUUUUGGUAUCUUUCUAGGAUUCUGCGCUAACCUUGCCGUGAAAGACACCGGCGACGUCUCCUGGAGACUUCAAUUGGGUUCUGCAUUUUUGCCAGCUGUCCCUCUUGUUCUUGGAGUUUUUUGGUGCCCGGAGUCCCCGCGUUGGUAUAUCAAAAAAGGGAAAAUCGAUAGGGCUUACCAAUCCCUACUUUCCCUGCGGAAUCAUCCAAUCCAGGCAGCUCGGGAUCUGUACUACAUGUACUCACAAAUCCAAAUUGAGGAGCAGAUCGCUGGAAAGAGCAAUUACAUCACUCGGUUCUUCCAAUUAUUCACCAUCCCCCGUGUCCGUCGGGCAACUCUCGCAUCGUUUGUAGUCAUGAUUGCGCAGCAAAUGUGCGGUAUCAACACCAUGGCGUUCUAUUCGUCGACCAUUUUCGCGGAAGCAAACGCCACUGUUACUGAGUCAUUGUUUGCGUCAUGGGGUUUCGGUUUGAUUAACUUCGUGUUCGCGUUCCCUGCCGUCUGGACCAUUGACACAUAUGGACGACGUGCCCUCUUGCUCUUCACCUUCCCGCAGAUGGCUUGGACUCUGCUUGCUGGAGGCUUUGCAUUCUAUAUUCCGCAAGACAGCAAGGCUCAUCUUGGUGUCAUCGCUUUCUUCAUCUACUUGUUCGCCGCGUUUUACUCUCCAGGAGAAGGUCCUGUACCCUUUACCUAUUCUGCUGAGGUCUUCCCUCUUUCGCACCGAGAGGUUGGUAUGGCAUGGGCAGUUGCGACGUGCUUAUUUUGGGCCGCGGUGUUAUCUAUCACCUUCCCUCGGCAAUUCCGUGCCUUGACCCCAACAGGUGCACUUGGGUUUUAUGCUGGCCUCAACAUCAUCGCUCUCAUAAUGAUCUUCCUCUGGGUACCCGAAACGAAACAGCGCACCCUCGAAGAACUGGAUUACAUAUUCGCGGUGCCCACCCGCAAGCAUAUGAGCUAUCAAAUGUUUACCGCACUGCCUUACUGGGUUAAACGGUACAUCUUCCGCAUGAAAGUCGAGCUGGAACCGCUGUACCACUUUGAGAAGAUCGCGGAGGAUGAGAAAUACAAGAAAGAGAUGCGCAGACAGAGCGAAACUGCCGCGCAGUCCCGGAAUGCAAGUGUCUCGAAGUAG
Histoplasma capsulatum G186AR is the source of this 1899-nucleotide messenger RNA. RefSeq names its product sugar transporter. The record is from RefSeq and is a predicted model, not a curated record. NCBI's taxonomy places the organism in Eukaryota, Fungi, Ascomycota, Eurotiomycetes, Onygenales, Ajellomycetaceae. Gene Ontology annotation, cellular component: membrane. The transcript is spliced from 8 exons. Gene Ontology annotation, biological process: transmembrane transport. The coding region runs from base 1 to 1899 and encodes 632 amino acids. Gene Ontology annotation, molecular function: myo-inositol:proton symporter activity.